GUUCGCCGACGCCACGUGGUGGCCCAGAGCCGGUUUCGCUGUGUCGACGCCUGAGAACGCGCGCGUAUCUUUCUCACGCGCGACGGUCAUACGCGUGCUUACGCCCGCGCCGAUGCCUCUCUGCCAGUAACGUAUGCACAUCGAUGGUCGCGGUCGGCCGCCGAUCUCAAGUGACGUCGCCUGCUCGACGCACCGCAAUGCGCCUCGAUCGCACCUCGCAGGGAAGAGCCAGAUGGUCCACGUGGCAACCGGAGCGGUCGCGAUCACAACCUAAUGUAAAGAGACGCGCGAGCGCGUAGCGUGUUUUUGUGGGCACGACAAAGACCGGAGAACGCAUUUGAUCGCGUGUGGGCGAUCGUUGGUGUUGGAUCAUUUUCCAUCUUGCGCCGCCAUGUGCUCGUCCACCAUUAGCCGGCCGCUCAUCUUCGUCGACGACGCAUUGCAUGCGACUGACGCCCCCGUGACCUUCAAGGCCAUGGACGCCGACGCCACGUCGUCCGAGGGCAACAGCGACGUGGAAGAAAGCAGCAGCAGCACCAAGUCGUCGCCGCCCGCCAAGCACUCGAAGACGAUCAAGGACGUUGCCCUCGGGUCGCUCUUCCAGCACCUCAAGGACAUCGACUUGAACGACAGCGACAAGGCGGCGUUCGCACUCGACUCGUUCCGCCACCGCCUCGAGACACUCCGCACAACCAAGCGCCGGCGCCGAUCGACGUCGUCGAGCCCCAAGAUUGAACCCGAGGAAGCGCCCGAAGUCGUGGCCCCCAAGGUGCCCAUGGCCCGCGUCACGCUGCCGCAGCGCCACCACAUUCACACCCACCACGUCCACCAUACGACCGUCGAACCCUGUGUCGAAGGCAAGGUCGAAGCCACGAUCGAAGCCAAGGCGGCGGCCAAGGCGACGUUGUCGUCGUCUUCGUCGUCCACGUCGUCGGACGACGACGAAAAGAAGCACGUUCAUUUCGCCGACGAAGUGCACCCGGUUGCGCACGUCGACAUGUCCAAGCACCACGCGAGCCGCCCGCGCCACUUUGCGCCGUUCGUGCCGUCGGCACCGUACGUGCGCCCAGCGCGCGUCAAGCACAGCGCCAAGCACCAGCAGCACGCCGCAACGCAGCAGGCGAUCCACGAGCUGCAUAACUCGCUCAAGGGCAUGCUCUUCCCCGAAACCAUCGACGCCACCGAGGCGCCUGAAGCACACGUACCCAAGCCCCACGUGCGCAAGCCAUUUGUGCCACCUGUCGUUGUCGACGAGAAGACGACGACGACGGCCGAGGACGAGGUGAAGGACGACGUCAAGGUUGAGGAGCCAGUGCGCAAGGAGACCAAGCUGCCCAAGGUGACGCCCAAGGUGCACAUUGGUGGCAAGCGCGACUGCUUUGAUGAAGAGACGGCCACGGCGCCGCCCAAGAUCCACUGCCCGUCGAUCCACCCGCAUGAGUACCCCGAGUUCAAUUUGUGGUACAUGCUCUUCCUCGCGUUCCUCGUCGUCUACGUCACCAUGCACCAGUAAACACCCCUCCCUUCGCCGUUUUGUGUACAACUUACUAUUCUCUAAUGCCUAAUACUACUACUAAUCUACUGCAAA
This is a messenger RNA of Saprolegnia diclina VS20, 1588 nucleotides long. RefSeq lists its product as hypothetical. The record is from RefSeq and is a predicted model, not a curated record. The transcript has a single exon. NCBI's taxonomy places the organism in Eukaryota, Oomycota, Saprolegniomycetes, Saprolegniales, Saprolegniaceae. The coding region runs from base 392 to 1513 and encodes 373 amino acids.